Sus scrofa (pig) is the source of this 1841-nucleotide messenger RNA. It is a transcript of the gene PI16, whose product is annotated as peptidase inhibitor 16. The record is from RefSeq and is marked validated. Gene Ontology annotation, cellular component: extracellular region. Lineage: Eukaryota; Metazoa; Chordata; Mammalia; Artiodactyla; Suidae.
AGGACUGGCCACCAUGCUCGGCUCCCGCAGCCUCCAGGCGCUUCUGCUGCCGCCACUGCUUCUGCUGGCGGCUGCCACUGGCCCUGCCGGAGCCCUCAGUGACAAUGAGAAACAUGUGAUGGUGGAGCUGCACAACUUCUACCGAGCCCAGGUCACCCCGCCGGCCGCCAACAUGCUGCAAAUGAGGUGGGAUGAGGAGCUGGCCGCCUUCGCCAAAGCCUACGCACAGCAGUGCGUGUGGGGCCACAACAAGGAGCGCCGGCGUGGCGAGAACCUGUUUGCCAUCACGGAUAAGGGCCUGGACGUGCCACUGGCCAUGGAGGAGUGGUACCACGAGUGGGAGCACUACAACCUCAGCGCCGCCACCUGCGCCGCAGGCCAGAUGUGCGGCCACUACACGCAGGUGGUCUGGGCCAAGACAGAGAGGAUUGGCUGUGGUGCCCAUUUAUGUGAGAAGCUCCAGGGCAUUGAGGAGGCCAACAUCCAUCUGCUGGUUUGCAAUUACGAGCCCCCGGGGAAUAUGAAGGGGCAGAGGCCCUACCAGGAGGGGACUCCAUGCUCCCAAUGUCCUUCGGGCUACCGCUGCGAGAACUCUCUGUGUGAACCCAUCAGAGGCCCGGAAGAGUCUCAGCAUUUGCCUUACUUGGUAUAUGAGGCCCCAUCUUCCCUGACAACAGAAGCCUCAGGCUCUAGGGAAAAGGGCACCACUUCAUCCCUAGCAAUGGAAACUCCAUCCUUGGUAAAAGAGGUCUCAGGAUCCCUGGCAACAGAGGCUCUACCUGCUGUAGAAACCAAGGCCCCAUCUUCCUUAGUAACAGAAGAUUCCCCUUCCAUGGCAACGGAGGCUCCACCUUCCCUAACAACCGAGGCCCCUUUCUUUUUGGCAACUCACAACCUGCUCUCCUUGGAUGAGAGGUCAGCUACUUUCCCCAAAUCGACCCAGGACCCCACCCCCAAGUCGGCAGACCAAGAGGCCAGCAGUACAAGAAUGCCCUCGAGGAGCCCAGAGAGUUCUCUGCACCCCAAGACAUCCUUUACAGGGACACAGGAGCCACUACACCCCUCCCAAGAGGGUGAGGCUGAGGCCGAGUCACCUGAUUCCAGUGAGAUCUUGGCCUCAGUUUUUCUAGCCCAGGACCAGGCAGGGGAGCCACAGGCUACCCUGGAGCACAAGGGGCACACCUCCUCCAAGCCCUUGUCCAACUCCCCCGCUGCCUCCGCUACUGCUAAGGCCACGGGCGGGCGUACCCUGGCCCUGCAGUCCUCCUUGCCAGGUGCAGAGGACCCUGAAAGGCCUGGCAUCGAGUCAGGGUUGAACUCAAGCCCUAGGCACAUCGGGGGCCUCUUCCUGGGACUGCUGCUACUGCCUGCCCUGGUGUUGGCUGGAAUCUUCUGAAGGGGUCACCACUCAAAGGAACCGCCAGACUACUUUUCCAGAGUGGCUGCACCAUUUUACACCAGCAAUGUACAAGAGUUUCAAUUUCUCCACAUUUCCAACACUUGUUAUAACUUUUUUGAUUAUAGCCAUCCUACUGUGUGUGAAGUAGUAACUCAUUGUGGUUUUGAUUUUCAUUUUCCUGAUGACUAAUGAUGUUGAGCAUCCUUCCAUGUAUUUGGUGCCCAUCUGUAUAUCUUCUUUGGAGAAACGUCUACUCAAGUCUUUCACCCUUCUUUUUGUCUGCGCCUGUGGCAUGCAGAAGUUCCCGGGCCAGGGACUGAACCUGCACCACAACAGCAGCCCAAGCCCCUGCAGUGACAAUGCUGGAUCCUUAACCCGCUGCAUCACAAGAGAACUCCUUUUGUCCAUUUUUAAGUUGGGGUAUUUGUCUUUUUAUUGAGUU